Molecule: messenger RNA, 1542 nt
Organism: Papilio machaon (common yellow swallowtail)
Lineage: Eukaryota; Metazoa; Arthropoda; Insecta; Lepidoptera; Papilionidae
Product: zinc finger protein 98
Exons: 2
Coding region: 88-1242 (384 amino acids)
Biological process (GO): regulation of transcription by RNA polymerase II
Cellular component (GO): nucleus
Molecular function (GO): DNA-binding transcription factor activity, RNA polymerase II-specific; RNA polymerase II transcription regulatory region sequence-specific DNA binding
Source: RefSeq, a predicted model, not a curated record
GCCCAAACCAAACAAAAUGGCCGAGCCCUUUUGAUAUUUGUUUGAUAUCUUUAAUGGGAAGUUCAUUAUUCAUGCUCUGAUUAAAAUAUGUCUAAAAGAGAGGGUAACGAUCGAAAUGAAAAAAAAUUGGAUCCUAGCGAUUACGAAAAUUUAAUAUCGCAACAUAGUAUUUUUGAAACGACAAGGACUAAACAUCAAGAAUUGCCUAGUUUCCCGGGAUUUUCAAACGCUGGCACCCAGACAAAGUCGAGUGAUUUGAAGGCACAAUCGGUGCAGUCUGGUUUGGGAGCGUGGCACUACAACCCAUGGUGGAUGUUAGCAGGUACGUCUCGAGGAGUUUCUUCACAAGAUGAUUUUUCAGAGACAAGUGAACAAGCUAAAAUUAAACAAGAACCUAGCGGAGCUGGUACUCCCGAUACAGACCAUGAUCCUCUACAAAGUGAAGUGGAACCUUUUCAAACUGCAACACCACCAGCAGGCUUAGAUUCGUUUUGUGAUGAUUGUUCAGAUCCUUUUUGCGAUUCCAGUGCGGCAAUGUGCCGUAGAUUAUUUCACUGCCCGCAUUGUCGGAAAAGCUACCCAACUAUUCUUGAAUUCAACACCCAUUUGACUGGAGUUCACCCAGCUCAAAAACCUUUUAGAUGUCAAAUCUGCUUGGAACCUUUUCAUAAGAAAUCUCAUUUAAGAAGACAUUUAGAUGCUAACCACACCCGAAAGGAUGUUAAUAAGUGUUCAGUUUGUUCGAAAUAUAUAAAAGACAAAAGCAACUUACGUAAACAUAUGCAAGUACAUACAGGACGGGUCCCUCAAAAACAAUUUAAAUGUGACCUAUGUAACAACAAGCGUUACAUGUCUCUGGAUAGACUUAAUAAUCAUAAAGUGGUGUGCACGGGGGAGAAAGUUCUAAAAUAUUGUGACAUGUGUACCAAAGUAUUUGAUAAUUCAAGAUCAUUAAACAGCCAUAAAAAGGUUCAUGCAAGAGAAUUGAAAUGUGAAAAUUGUGGUGAACAGCUUCGUUCAUUAGAACAAUUUACAAAUCACAAAAUGAUUUGCCAAGGAACAUCGUCUGACUUACCUGGUGUUAGUGGAACAUCUAGCACUGAUGUGCCACCUAUGAACCGAUGUUGCACACAACCAGGGUUGUGUGAACAUGAUAAACCAGCAUACCUCAACAUACCAGGCUAUGCUGCUGGCAGAAUACUUGAUGCAACACUAUCAUCUUUAAAAAGUGAUAUGAACUGAUGUAGUAUGGUGCACCAGUUUUUUUUUUUAAUUUACUACAGGUUUGACUUUUCAUGUUUUUUUACAGAUUACCAAAUAGUUAAAUCAAUGUCCGUAAUAAUUUUCACAAUUGAGAAUUUCACAAGACUGAUGCAAAUAUCCCGCCUCACAACUUGCUUUAUUAUUACCAUUUAAAUUAAGGUGUAGAAAGUAAGGUAAAUACAAUUAGGAUAACUUUGUAGACGAUGGACAUAUUCAUACAUUCAAAUAAACAGUGCCCUCUCAUAAUGUGUGUGAUUUGCAUAAUGUUUCACAAUUUGA